UCGCCGUCGUUCACAGACUCUUCACUCGACGGCUCCGUCUCCGCCUUUCCUGAGGAUGAGUCCCGCCCGGGCUCGCCCAGCAACGGGCAGCAUUCCCAGUUCACCGUCGAAGAUCUCAACGGGCAGGGGGCCGACACCGUGACGUGCCAGUGGGAAGAGUGCGGGGUCGUGUUCAACCACUUGCCGACGUUCAUCGACCACAUCCACAAUGAUCACAUUGGCGUGCACAAGUCGAAUUACACGUGCGAGUGGGCGUCGUGUAGCCGUCGCAGCCUCCCGCAGACGUCUCGCUUUGCCCUCAUAUCCCACAUCCGCUCCCACACGGGCGAGAAACCUUUCAUCUGCACGCGUCCAGAAUGCGACAAGUCUUUCACCCGCUCCGACGCCCUCGCGAAGCACAUGCGCCUCCAGCACAACAUCUCCCCGCCGCUCCCUGGCCGUGGAGGCAGCCGCAAGCGCAAGCGCGGCGACGAUCCUCCCGCAGCCGCCGAUGCCCCGCCUCACCCAAACGCCGCCCCGGACCCCGCGGGGUUCACGACUUUCAAGGUGGAGCCGCACACCCCGCGCGAGCCGUCCCCCGGACCUCCUGGCGGAAGCCUCGGUGCGGGUGGCUUGCGCGGAGGGCACGAAGAUCAUGGGCCGCGCUCGCCGAGCCCCGAGGAUGGCGGCGAGGACGACGGGCUGCCGGCGCACCUUGCGGAUGUGGCGGACCCCGCGACGGGGCUGAUCUUUGGGCGAUCGCCGGCGAUGGUGCGGUAUCUGGUGAUGAAGGCAAAGGAACAGUAUGCGCUGCGGGAGCAUUAUGCGCUGAUCGAGGAACUGCGGACGCUGAGGGCGCAGGAGAGGGCGUGGAGGGAGGCGAAGGACGUUGCGCUGGACGAUGUGCUUAGGGCGGAAGUCGGG
Molecule: messenger RNA, 903 nt
Organism: Heterobasidion irregulare TC 32-1
Lineage: Eukaryota; Fungi; Basidiomycota; Agaricomycetes; Russulales; Bondarzewiaceae
Exons: 3
Biological process (GO): regulation of transcription by RNA polymerase II
Cellular component (GO): nucleus
Molecular function (GO): RNA polymerase II cis-regulatory region sequence-specific DNA binding; DNA-binding transcription factor activity, RNA polymerase II-specific
Source: RefSeq, a predicted model, not a curated record